AUGCCAAGCCAAAAGCUCCCGUUCCAUAUCGCCAUUGUUGGCGGCGGCAUUGGCGGCCUUUGCGCUGCUCUGUCCAUUCACCACCACUGUCCCAAGGAUGGAAGUGUCAUCAUCGAUGUAUACGAGCAAGCACCAGAGUACAAGGAAAUUGGAGCUGGCUUGGGUAUUGGGGUAAAUGCUGCCAAGCUUCUUCACCGCAUCGGGGUGGGGGAAGACCUCAACAAAAUCUCUGGUCAUCGAAAUGGUAUCUGGAUUUCGUUCCGACGUUACGACACUGGCAGCGAGAUUGUUACUGUUCCGGUUGACGACCGACAAGAGAUUAGGCAAAGCCCUGUCCAUCGAGCUGAAUUCUUGUCGCUUUUGUUUGACCACGUGAAGCAACGGAAUGCGGCUACUCUUCACAUCAACAAGAAGUGCAUCGAGCUCAAGGACCAAGGAAACUUUGUCGAGCUAUGUUUUGCCGAUGGGACGACCACGACAGCGGAUUUGGUUGUUGGAUGUGAUGGCAUCCAUUCCAAUAUUCGCUCUCAGUUUCGCUCUGACAACCCGAAAUACAGUGGCCGUAUGUGCUAUCGUGGUCUGGUCCCAAUCAAGGAUCUCGAAUCGUGGUGGCCAUUCGAUUCGUACUCGGUGAGCUGGUUGGGUCCAGACAAGCACUUUCUGGCCUUUCCUAUCAGCAAAAAUACUCUAUUGAACAUUGUGGCUUUCGUCUACUCUGAUGAUGACCGCACCAAGGAGAGCUGGACCGCUACAGGUCACAGAAGCGAAGUUCAGAGAGAGUUUGAAUCCUUCGAUACCACUGUUCGCAAGACUAUAUCGUUUAUGAACGAGAACCCUUCGAAGUGGAUUUUGAACGAUCGCGAGCUUUUAGAUCAGUGGGUAUACGGAGAUGGCAAGAUAGUGUUAAUGGGAGACGCAGCGCACGCAAUGCUUCCACAUCAAGGAGCCGGAGCUGGUCAAGCCAUCGAGGAUGGAUACAUCCUAGGGAGAUCCAUUGCGGACUACCUUGCCGCGUCUCCUGAGAGAGACAUCCAUGCGCUUCAAAAAUGGAUGCAGCUUUACCAAGACGUCCGCCUUCCUCGCGCCCAGAAGGCUCAAGCAACUGCCCGCCAAGCUGGAGAAGUCUAUGAAAUGCAGACAGCAGAGAUGAAGGGAAAAAACUACGAAGACUGUCUACCACUUGUGCGCGACAGCUUGAAGGAUCGUAUGCAGUGGAUAUGGACCGGAGACAUUGAAGCUGAAUAUGCAGCGAAGAAGCAGCUUCUAGAGGAUGAGAGCAACACGCAAGUAGAUGCUGUGUCCGACCGCAAGGACGGACCCAGGAAGCGUCGACGAGCGACUGUGGCCUGCCGUAGCUGCCGGCAACGCAAGACAAAAUGCGAUCACAUUGUCCCUGCGCAGGCAUCCGACGAGAUGCUCCGGGGUAUGACCAAGUCGGCACAAGUAUAUAUCCGGUCCCUGGAACGGCGUGUACGCAACUUUGAAGAUAUUCAACGAGAUGCGAAAAAGUAUCACCACAGUCAGCAGAUGCAACAACAGCCAGCACCUACUGUUCAGACCAUUUCCCCUGUACCAUCGACCAGUCAGUAUGAGGCGACAAAAAUGCCGCCAAUCCAGCGACCUGUUCGGCCAACCGGGUGGUCAGCCAGUCACUCUCAGCAGCAGCAGCAACCUCAGCAUCAAAACAUUCUUCCAACAACUCCAGAUAUAUUCCUCAGUGGCAAAGCUGGCGAAUCUUUUACCCAGCUGAUACUCAACGCUAUGAACAAUCCGUCCGUCAAGCUCGACGCCCAGUCCUUUUCCUCUCCCCGAGAUGGCUCCGUCGAUGUGAGAGGCUCAGAUAAUCUCUUUUCUCCACCUGCCAAUGUCCGGGAAUUGCUCCAGAUAUACUUCGACUUCCACCAUGAGCUUACCCCGAUAUUCCACGUUCCCUCUAUUAUGGCCCAAUUUGAACAAGUUCUCAGCAAUCGUGUUUCUUCUGCAAACAGCGACCAUGUUUACAUCCUAGCUAUCCUCAACAUGAUCUGUGCGCUAGCCGAGGCUCAUAGUCGACAGAAUCAUGGAGAUUCCGAUAUCACCUCUCGCAAAUACUACAAUACGGCAAUGCAGCUGAUGCAGCCCAAUCUCUUGUCAGACUGGAAGAUCGAAAAGGUCCAGGCUCUGCUCCUCGGUGCCCGCUACCUACAGAGCUCUAGCUACAGUGACGAAUGCUGGACAGUCUUGGGACUUGCGAUCCGUAUAGCCUAUGAUCUAGAGCUACACCGGCCACCUGACCCCGACCAAUUCGAUUGCAUAGAUCAAGAAGUUCGUAAACGUGUAUGGUACGCGUGCUUCGGCUUGGAUAAAUUGCUGAGCAUGAUAUACGGCCGUCCUGCUGCUACCUCUACGGCUACAUUCACAACUCCUCCACCAGAGGAUUUAGAUGACGAUUGCAUUCGGCCCAACAGGCUAUUAUUUCCCUCUGUUCACACCACUUCAAGCAUGUCAUUCUUUUUACAAGUCUCCAAACUAUACCGCCUUUUGGAAGCUAUCACAAUGCUAGGUGACCAACCGGCAUUGGCAGACUUGGUCAGAUUGGACGAAGAAUUUGAGACUUGGCAAGCCGAAGUGCCUGUUAGGCUCCGAAUUCGGGAAGCUUCUCUACGUGGAGAUGAGGCCGCGUUAAUCCUUGCGCUCCGUGCCAACAUGGUGUGCAUCUUGAUUCACAGACAGUCAUUGGUGUCAGGUCUCAGUGCGUUGUCGUCAGUAUCCAGUUCUUCAAUACCAUCUACCAAAGGAUGGGAAGGCGGCCGACUACGAACCAGCAUGCUGCAACGGAGUCGGCAGAUCUGUGUGAGUACAGCUGAGGAAACGAUUCGGCUGGUGGCCGAACGACACGAACAGACCAAGAGUGCAAUGGGACCAAGUUGGUUUAACUUGUAUUACCUAUUCACUUCCAUUCUCAUCAUUGUAUCUCAUGUCGUUGACCCAGAUUUUCAAGAUGACCGGAGUGCUUUGAUGCAUCUAGACCAAGCGGUUAAUAUGAUUCGGCAAAUGUCUGUCAACCAUCUCUGUGCACAGAGAGCCUAUGCAUUUCUGCAGCAAUUGCUUGGAGUACUAGAUAGAACUAUGCCAGAAGACAGGCGGAGGUCACUUGAGCGAUAUAGCACGCCUCCAACCGUCAUGACAGGAAGCAAUCGGGGAGCAGCAGAAACCACAAUCUACAGUAACUGCACAACAAUGACAGCAGAUGAGGCAAUGGAAGACGGCGGUGUCGACCUGUGGUCUCUCUGGGAUACCACACAGGAUCUUACAAUGGAUCUAGGCUCCCAAUUAGAGCUCCAUUCAUCUCUAGGUUCGGCCACGUGGUCGUGGGGUGUGGAGAAUCCCGGUGCUGAGUCGCUGAUGCAGUCUCCAACGGCUCUUAGCGGAAUCCCCGGAUGA
Messenger RNA from Trichoderma harzianum CBS 226.95, 3423 nucleotides. RefSeq lists its product as hypothetical. NCBI's taxonomy places the organism in Eukaryota, Fungi, Ascomycota, Sordariomycetes, Hypocreales, Hypocreaceae. Gene Ontology annotation, molecular function: DNA-binding transcription factor activity, RNA polymerase II-specific; FAD binding; zinc ion binding. Gene Ontology annotation, biological process: DNA-templated transcription; regulation of DNA-templated transcription; secondary metabolite biosynthetic process. Bases 1 to 3423 code for a protein of 1140 amino acids. The record is from RefSeq and is a predicted model, not a curated record. The transcript has 7 exons.